AUGUGCGACCCGAGGAGGACACGGGGUGAGUACGUUCGUCGAAGAGUCGAGGAGGCUGCGAUGAACCACCCUCCAGGUUCCCCAGAUCCUGUUAUUUUGGUCACCGGUGGUUACGACCAUGGCAUACGGUUUUGGCAUGCAUACAGUGGGGUCUGCUGCAGAACCGUACAAUUUACUGACUCUCAAGUAAAUGAUUUGGAUAUCACACCAGAUCGACAGCUGGUUGCUGGAGCCGGCUUUCAACACAUCCGUAUGUUUGACAUUAACUCUAAAAACCCUGCCCCUGUGAUAGAUUUUGAAGGAAUUAGCAAAAAUGUCACUGCUGUUGGUUUUCAAGAGGAUGGCAAAUGGAUGUAUUCUGGUGGCGAAGACAUGACUACGAGGAUAUGGGACCAACGGUCCCGUAACCUCCAAUGUCAACGUAUCUUCGAUGCUACUGCGCCUGUAAAUUGUGUGUGCCUACAUCCUAACCAGGGAGAAUUAUUUAUAGGAGACCAAAAUGGAGUGAUUCAUGUCUGGGAUUUAAAAAGUAAUCAAAAUGAACAAUGGAUUCCAGAACCAGAUGCUUCCAUUCAAUCAAUUUGUAUUGACCCCAUGGGGACCAUGAUGGCCUGUGUUAAUAAUAAGGGUCGGUGUUUUGUCUGGUCUCUGAGUGGAAGUCACAAGAGUGAAUGCACAUUUCUCUGCAGUCGAGCAGAAUUUCAGGCACACAAGCGAUACGCCCUCAAGUGUAUGUUCAGUCCCGACUCAACGCUCUUGGCCACAACUUCUGCUGAUGGCACUGCUGUGAUCUGGAAAACUGCCGACUUUUCCAAGUUGACAGAAUUGAAGGAGAAUACUCAGCGCUGGGUGUGGGACUGCGCUUUCAGUGGCGAUUCUCAAUACAUAAUCACAGCCUCCUCUGACAACGUUGCUCGGUUGUGGAAUGUGAACACAGGUGAAGUAAGAAGGGAGUAUAAUGGCCAUCAGAAAGCCGUAAUCAGUCUGGCAUUCAGAGAUGAAAUCGGGGUUAGUUUAAAGUAUACUGAUAUCUAUCUAUCUAUCUAUCUAUCUAUCUAUCUAUAA
Molecule: messenger RNA, 1065 nt
Organism: Acanthosepion pharaonis
Lineage: Eukaryota; Metazoa; Mollusca; Cephalopoda; Sepiida; Sepiidae
Source: the annotation of a GenBank genome assembly